Colletotrichum orchidophilum is the source of this 1875-nucleotide messenger RNA. RefSeq lists its product as uncharacterized. The record is from RefSeq and is a predicted model, not a curated record. Lineage: Eukaryota; Fungi; Ascomycota; Sordariomycetes; Glomerellales; Glomerellaceae. Bases 1 to 1875 code for a protein of 624 amino acids. The transcript has a single exon.
AUGGCGCCGCAGCAGAACACCUUCGCCGUCAUCCCCGAUGCCCCCGGGCGCGUCGGCGGCGUCGCAAACAGGCCGCCGAUGACAUCAAAGCAGGCCCAGAAGCUUUACAAGCAGGCAACUAAGGAACCGCGACGAUCCAAGGCCGAGCAGCGGAAAUGGGAGAAGGAGAGGCAGGAGGAGAUUCGCAAGGAGUUGGAAAAGGAACGCGCCGCAGUCAAGGCCAAGGCAGCGAGAGAACGCAAAAAGGUCAAAGAGGAGGAGGCCCGAGAAAGCAGGCGAAGGGCCGGGCAGCCUUUGUUCGACUGUCGACCAAGUCAAGACACAAUCGCGCGUUUUGUACGAGGCAAUGGUUCAAGCAAAAAGAGAGACUUGUCUGGAGAACCGAUACCAAGAGCCGAAAUUACACCCACCACAUUGGCCAAUAUCAAGCAGCAUCCCUUGCCGCCAUCCGGGGCUUCCAAACCGCCUACCCAAAUUGUUUCAUCAGAGGAGCGGAAACCCUCAAUCGACUCCAUGGCGCCACCCGCCCGUCCCUCGCAGGAAAUCAUGUCGGCCAUGUUGCCUCCUCAAAGCACGACUUUUCAAGUGAGAAAACAACUGGCUGAAGGCGUUGCACCAAAACCGACGAAGAAAGAUGCCUCCUCGCUACAGGUAACAGCGUUGCCUCCUCCCCUGAAGCCACUUUUCUCAGUACCAGAACACCCUCAAGCAGUAACGACUCCCAUGGGACCUCCCCCACGGCCUAUUGUGAAGUCAAAAUCAAGGCCCUUCAUGAUGCCCAGAGCGACAUUGCCAACCCAUCAGCCACCUCGACACAAAAUUUUCAAGCAGAAACCUCCUACUGAGCCUUCUUUCCGUAUCAAAUCAGAGGUUCCAUGGCCGAAAGAGCUGCUAUCAGCAAUCUCUGCACCAAAAAGAUUAUCACCAGAAAUGCCUCCACCCCCGGUGCCAUCGCAGAAACGCAAAGCAGAGCCUAUGGCAGAUAAAACUCCUAUAAAGAUGGUCAUACCAGCAAUCGCAACAUCACCACCACUACCACCACCAAGACCAAUAACGCAGAUACCUCCACCCAGUACACAGGCAAUUGUGCAAGAUUGUUUUGAUGAGUUCUUCCCAACAGCUUCACAACUCGCUGUAGAACUUGAAGAGGAUGUUGACUCGUGUCAAUCUGCACUGCCUUUAAGGGAAGGGUUCAGUGCUCCAGUGCCAAAAAAGGUCCUUGCCAAGGGGCCUCCUGGAUCUUCGAGCUGGCCCAGGGAGGCAAAAGAGUUCGCGCAAGAGAGAAAAGCAGAACCAACAAAGAACAAGUUGGAAGCCAAACAAACUCAGGAGAAUACCUCGAGUCCACGGCAUCUUCAGCCGGUCGUUCCCAACCCACAGGCCAAUGUCCUCCAGGCACCAAACCCUUCCACAGACAGAGCCCCAGGACCACACAGUUUCGCUCAAAGGGAACAGACGCCAAAAGUUCAGCCACAUCAAGUGAUGAUGCCUCAGCGAGCUUCAGGUCCCAAAUCGUUUACGGAUAGAUCAACCCGAGCAACAGUCAAUACGUCGUCAGCUAAGUUGCAUGGCCCUCCGCCGCUGCCUGCGCCUAGCCGGGUCUCAAAGCGUGCCAUCCUUCAGGAAAUUAGCAGCAACCAUUCACCUCUGCCACAGCCAACAGCUGGAAAAUCUCUACCUAUUUCCGCCGACUUGUUUCCUAUGAUCUGUACUCAGGACCUGAUGAUGUCGUCUCAGGAGGUGCUGGACAUAGAGUCGCCGGCCAAGGCCAUGACGCAUUCAUCGUCGGGAGGAUCCGAAGCAAACCCUGCCUCACCCCUCAUCGAGAUGGACUUGGGGUCGAUAGACUGGGAUGACGACUUAGAUGACUUUUGA